This is a messenger RNA of Halichondria panicea, 12180 nucleotides long. RefSeq lists its product as uncharacterized. The transcript has 12 exons. The record is from RefSeq and is a predicted model, not a curated record. NCBI's taxonomy places the organism in Eukaryota, Metazoa, Porifera, Demospongiae, Suberitida, Halichondriidae. Bases 144 to 2375 code for a protein of 743 amino acids.
GUGGCUACACGUUUCUCAAAUCACCUCAUGUCCUUGCUGCUACGAAGAUUAUCGAACACACACACUUGAUCUCGACUCAAUCCAUCCUCCUUCAGAAAUUACACUCAAGGCACUAGGUAGUAUUGAAGUCACGUGCUAUCUCCAUGGACCUACUGAGCAGACCAGAGGAUGCGGCUUUGUUACCCAUCGAGGAGAAACUGCAGUCCAAACUGAUAAAGCGCAGCAUGCGCAACUUCCACACUUUGGAAGUAAAGACAGGCGGACAGGUAAGAAUGGAAAAUACAUUAAUAUAUUUUAUUACCUUAAUAAUUCUACAGCAUCUAACACUGGUAAAGGUUAGCUCACCAAGGGUGUCUAGUGGAACAGCCAGUCAACGCACUCUGAGACGCCGCAGUGGUGACCUGUCGUCCAUCAGGAAGACAGUGAGUGGCGGACAGGAAGUAGCGCAGAUGAGCAAUGAGGUCACAGUAACAACAAAGGAAGACCGGGAGAAACUUGUUGAGAAGCUCAAACAGACGUCAGACUGUUUCCAAGUUAAGUUCUCAGUGACGGAGAGCUUGGGAUUACAGUCUGUCCUAAUGAUACCAUACUACAAAUUACGGAUCAUGAAGAACAUGUUGGGACCAAACGUGAAAAUCGCUUCUGAGAAAAAGAUGAGAGCUGAGGGCGAUUCUCUUGCAGGGGUUGAAAACCUCAAGUCGGAAUAUGUCCCGUUUACUUUCCCAAUCAAAGAUGGAAGGCACACAGUCGAGAUCAAGAAUGUCCCUAUGUGCUACACGCCAAAUCUCUGGGAGAAAAUCGAAAGUAUGCUGUGUUUAAACGAUGAUGCUGAGAGAAGAGUACACCGACUGACCUGGCAUGAAGGGAAGGUACCAGAGAAUGAGAUAUGGAUAAAACUUGGAGGGGAAAAGGGAGGGGGGAGCUUCAAGAUGACAUUUCAAAUAUGCAACAUCGAUCACCCCAAUUCUCCCGUCAACACCUGUACCUUUUGCAUAUUUGAAGCUCCCGACAAUGUGACUAAUCUCAAAAUUGGACUCCAGAGAUUCCAAGAUGAAGUAGACAGCCUUCACGGCAAGACAUGGAGGGGGAAAACAAUCCGAGUGUUUCUUAGUGGAGAUUACGAAUUCUUAUGCAACAUGUUUGGGCUGUCAGGUGCUUCAGGUCGGCAUUGCUGCUUAUGGUGUUUGGUUAAAUCAGAAGAGCUAAAGAACCCACCAUCAGCCAAUGUACCAAGUAGAAGCACAGACAGCAUCGUGAGAGACCAUCGCAGCUUUAUUGCAGCAGGAGGGAAUCUGAAAAAUGUUAAACAUUUUAACAACUGUGCUAGGGAACCCUUCUUUAAGAGCAUCCCUUUGAACCAAGUUUGCCCUCCAGGCCUGCACAUCACCUUAGGAAUCUUCUACAGACUUUUCCAGCUCAUGGAAAAUGAAUGUCAUCAGCUUGACUUGUCAAUUUUAGAAGAAAAGGAUAGUCGCGAGAAAGGUGGUCCCAGCUAUUCCAACUUUAUGGACGACAUUGCAAGAGCCAAGACCCUCAAGGAUGGGCUAGACAGGGUAAACGAAGAAAUUGAUCACUUCAACGACUUGGUGGCUCUACUUGUUGUGUUCGGUCAAUCUGAAGAGGGUGAGGAUCCGGAAGAGGAUGACCCACAGCUGCAAGCCCUUCGCUCAGAACUUGAAGAGAAAGCCACCACUGCAAAGAAACUGGAUACGGAGUGGACCAAACUGGAUGAAACCAUCUCAAAGUAUGAGUUCAAGAUAGAGGAUGGUCCAGUCGUUAAAUUCUUAGAUGCUACUCUAGAGGGUUUCAACGUGAGAAGGCAGUCUUAUUACGGGGGAACAUUUGUUGGAAAUCACGUUCACCUAACUCUCAGGCCUGAGAACACGGUGCUUCUCUGUAAUGCCGUUGUAUUGGCAACAAGCAAUUACAGCCCUUCAAUCCGGCAAAGAGCUGAGAAGAUCCAACGGAAGUUUUCUGUUGUAUUUGCUCUAUUCCACAACUGUGACACGCUGUAUAACCAGAGCAAGAUCUCACAGGAGGAAAUUGCUGCCCUAAGAACUCACAUCACUAUGUUCAUGGCAUUUUACCGGGAGCAUUUUCCUCAUUCAACGGUCAUACCCAAAAUGCACAUGCUGGAGAAGCGUGUGGUUGACUGGCUGGGUGAGUGGAAGUUGGGACUAGGGCUUAUGGGAGAGCAAGGGGCAGAGAGCAUCCAUGCGUACUUCAACAACUUGAAGCGCUCGUACAGCAACAUCACGAAUGGCGUCGAGCGACUAAGAUGUAUGAUGAAACAACAUUUUGUACAUAUAGCACCGUCUAACAUCGUGUGCAGACCUCUACCUGUCAAGAGACGAAAGAAGAACCCUGAGAAUUGAUGCCUACAUUGUCUAUUGAUAUCUACAUAAUAAUCAUGUACAGACAACAUGUCAACAAAAUAAUGUAACUUUUCAAAUAGUUCUAACAAGCUUACAAAAAAUCAAUUUACCUUUCAGCUGUACCUCAAUGCUUACCUUUUCAAUGGCUGCUAGUUACUAGUUCUGCAAAACACAUCUGUCCACAGGAGCGCUUCUUUGCUGGACAUACUUUACAUGCUGACCACAAUCAUGUACUUGUACAAGCCAAUACAGCUUCUGCUGUGAUCGCUCAAUUUUUAUGAAACUACCAUAAAUGGAAAGCACAGAUCCUGUAUGGUCAAAUUGUUUACAUAUUUAGAAUCCCCCUUUCCCAAAGGAAUGCUCUAAAGUCAGCAACCACUUCCAUAGACCUGUGGUUUGCAGGAAUGUACUAUCUUGUCAUUAUCUUGUACUACAACUAGAUUAACUAAGUGCCGACUUUUCAUUGCUGUGAAACAGCGGUGUUGUAGUAAUGUUUUGGUAUCCAUGUACAUUUUGUAAAGUUACUUGACCUUUUAACUUUAAUGAUUUCAUUUUCCAACACAAUAAUAUUCAUUCCUUAUGUAAACAUUAUGGUAAACAGAUAACAAUUAGUAACCAGAUGGUCCACCUUUCACUUCAAUAACUUUUGGUAUAACUUUUUUUAAAUGUCCGACAAAUUUAGAACAUACAGCAGGGGUGAGAGUUCUCCAAAACGCCUUAAUUCCUUGCGUGAGCUGGGUCAAAUUUCUGGGCUUGUACCUGAUUCUAAGAUAAUCUUUCAGAGCAUGCCAGAUAAGCUCAAUUGGGUUUAAGUCUGGGCUUGAAGCAGGGGUUUUCCACCAAUUGACAUCGUUUUCUUCAUACCAUGCUUUAGCAUAACGACUCGUGUGCUUUGGGUUGUUAUCCUGCAUGAACCGAUGACCAUCAGGAUACACUGUGCUCAGAAAGGGUAUUAACGAUGCUUCUAGAAUUUGCACAUAUCUUGUGGCAUUCAUUAUGCCAGAAAAAAUGACAUCUUGAGUGGCGCCUCUCCUCGAAAUACCAGCCCACACAUGGAGUUUAGGUGGGUGCUUCGGUCUCAUUCUAUAUACAACUGGCUGUCCUAACUUUCGAAACGUUACUAGCCUAUUCGAAUCCAGUUGAAUCGAGCACUCGUCAGUGAAUAGCACAUCCUUAAACUCCAGAUCUUCGUCUUCAACUUGCUUCUCGCACCAUGCGAGCCUCGCCUCCUGAUUUUUGUCUGAAAUCAAUGCACAAUAUCGGGUUUUUUUGCAGACCCAGCCCAGCUCCCUCCUGGCUCUCUUGACAGUGCUGUGGCUAACUUUAACGGCCGGAAAUCGAUCUUGAAAUAGAACAUACAGUUUAGUUAUACUCAGCUCAUUGUUAACAGUCAUACAGUCAUCCAGAAACUUAUAGUGUAUGGGGGUGAGCUUCCUGAGCGGUCGAACAGUUGUGUUGUCAGCGACAGAUCCCGUUCGUUUGUAUUUUUUUAUUAACAGACACAAAGACGUGCAGCUAACCGAAAACCCUUCGAUAAACAUCAUUUCUUUCAUUGUCUUUAAACCGUAUCCAGCUUUCCACAUAGCAAUUAACCGUGAUCGCUUAUAGACAUUCUCCCCAUUAUCAAUGUUUAUUAGAGAAAGGUAGGUGUACCUCAGUGAGUGGCAUAUAGUUUAAGUGAAGUUCCUGGACCAGGAGUUAUGAGUAUUUCAGUGAGAGGUUAGUGAGUUCAAGUGGAUUUCCAGGAGUUGUGUGUAGUUCAGUGAGAGAUAGAGAGUUCCAGGAACUUACUAGCUAAUGUAAUUAACUUUUUAGCACAUGAAGCCUGCUAGCUGCAAAUUCCUGGAAGAUUGAGCCGCCUACUCAAAGUUACUAAGAAACCGCUCGUUAUGCCCGCGGGUCGGUGCGUUAGACAAGCGUUAGCUAAGCGUUUUACAUGCAGAUUUUUUUUAUUGUAACGCGGUAAGGCUUCGUUAUAACGUUUAACUUUCAGCUGACCUGUACUGUAUCUUGGAUAGGACCUUGUGGUUGAGUAAUUGGAUCGUUGUCGGAAUCCGAGAAUAAUUAGUUGUUUGUUAUAUAUUUAAUUUGGCUGAACAGUCUCUUUCUGUGCUCUCUGCAUUUGUUUAGCGUAAACAUACCAUUUGAAAUUGUGGGAGCAUGCACUAAAAGGUCGUGGAAAUAGGUUCCAUAAAGAUUAUCUCUUGUUUGUGUCUUUGGGUGUGGAAUUAGUUGGCAACAUAGUUCAUGGUGAACCCACGUAACAUUGUACAGCUGGAGAACUGUUUUAGGAUUCCGACCCGAGUCUGGCUUAUAAGUGUAUAGAAGGAACACAAUAUCGGUUGAUUGCGAUCGUGUAUAAUUAUGCACAACGCAUAAAUUGUUGAAGUUUUUGAAGAAGUUCACACACAAAGUCAUAGUAAUAACACCUCCUUGAACAAGUUUUAGGCCUCAUUGCAAUUGCAGAGAUGUGCUCCCCCUCUGACAAAAAGCUUCUGACUUCUGAGAGGUUUGCCUCUUACACUAUAGCCGUGCUUUUGUAUUGCAUCUCUCUGAUCUGUGCCAGUUUUAUCUACGAACACAAGCAUGUGUUGUUGAUACAAAGACACAUCACUUGCGUACUGAGAUCGUAACUGCGCAUCUUGUUGAAGAGCAUAUAAUUGUGUCUGUAGUUGUUGUCUAGUAAAACCAGCUUUAGCCAAAAACUUACAAAUAGCACUUCCAGUUACCUCAAUACCAGUAGAUUAAAAAGAUCAUGCACUAGCUCUCUCAGGUAGAUCCCAGGAUGUUCGAUGAUGGUGUGGAGUAUGAGCAGUAUUGUUUAGUGUUCUGUAGGCACGAUGAGCUGGGUAAACUUUCUUAGAGACACUUGCAGUUGUACGAAAGAGCUGUGCAAUUCUCCCAACAGUAGUAAUAUCAAUUCCGAGGUCGAGAAUACCCGAGGCCAUCAACUUGCCAAACAAUGCGCCAACGUAGGUCUGGUCAUCACUGUACGCACUAGACCUAGAUGAUUCAUAGCUAGUAUAGUCAUUAAAUUGCCUCAUUGCGUGUUCUGCGCAUGCACGCUCCUGUCGAUUAUUUCUUAAUUGGUAAGAUCUUGGAAAAUAACAGUACUACAUGCACACUUGCUUCACUGCUACAUCAGCAUUGCACCAAGCAUCAGCUCUCUCUUCAUCCUGUGGUACACUUCGAGGAAGUGAGGAAAGUGUAUGCGAUCGAUGUGAGGCAUCUUAUUUCCAGUCUUCCUUCAGAUAUUUCUGCGGCCUCGACUCUCACAUGGGAUUUUCGAGUGGUUUUGUGAAUGCCUUUUGUAAAUGCUAUCUGAGAAUAGUUCCAUUACUGUUUUGAACCUCUUCUUUGAAAUUACGAGAGAUAUUCAAGAAAGCCUUCAGUGUGAGCAUCAUUAGCACUUCGUUUAGUGGGAGCGUUUUUGCCUAUGAAUGCUUUCCUUCAAGCAUCAUCGUUGGCUUACUUGAGCUCGAUACUUGCCUGCUUAAUGACGGAAUAAAUAUCUAGGAUGUAUCAAACAAGAAUCUGCAUGUUUCUGGUCAGCUCUCUAAGAUACAUCUAACUUUCUCUACUUUUUGCUGAGUAAAUGCUACAAUGCACACCCUCCCACAACAUUGAAACUGAUGAGAGCUUAUAGGAGAUUCACUCUCAAAUCCAUGUUAACAGUAAUCAGUUUCACAUGCACUUAGCUAGCAAUAAGUGUUGUAAUGCAUGCAGUGUUGUAAUGCAUGCACGAGGAUGAUGCAAUAAUUAUAACUUGAUAAAAGAAAUAAUAAUUAUGGCAAUAGUGCAUGCAUGUGCAGUGGCCUGCAUACAAAUGAUUUCCUUGAGAGUUAUACUUGCUUGUGCUCGGCUGCAUGCAAACCCUUUCAGCAGACCUCGUCAGCCAAAAUCUGCAUGAUGUUCAAAUGACUGUUUUGCUGUUUUUGCAGUAAAUAAAUCUGGUUGCCUAGUAAUUAUGGCUUAUAAAUAAUGUUGCCCUGUUGUGCUUAGAAGUUAUAAUUAGUGCCACGUUGUCUGCAUGUAUAUUGUGGGUGUUACUUACGCCAGCAGGACGAGAUGGAAUAAUUCCGGCUGCCCCGGCAUGUUCAAUGCUGGAUGUGCUUCUUGUCAAACACUUAGCCGUCAUUGAGGCCAUGGUGAAUACUUGAUUAUAUCUAGAGUUUGCAUGUUUCCAGCUAGCUAUGAACUGAGAGUGUGCAGUUAAUAAUUAUCUCAGAUCGAAUAUUCACAACUGUUAACAUUUUGUUUGCGAAGAGUGUUAAUGAAGACUCUGUCUGGGGUCUGCUUCCAUAGACAGAAAGUGGGAAGCUCUUAGUACGCGCCCUAUUUAAUCGAUUUUGCAAUUUAGAGCAUGUAUAUUGAGCUCACCAGCGUAGUACUUUAUGAUAUCAUCAAUGUCCCCACCAGAUUUUUUCUUUGCUAACGGUCCAAGACCUGUGCUUGGUGAAGUGUAUGCCUAGCAUGUUACCGCAUUGCUAGUGAUCACUGCAUGGUGGCUCAUUCUGAUACAUGCCUCGAUCUUUGACCCUUCCUGGUAAAAGUAUUCAAAUUUUCCAACGCCCAAAGGUGGUAUACAAAAUAAACAAUGUUUUUGUUGUAAAUCGAUGGUGCUAUAAUUUUUAUUAUCCCUCGAGGCGUAGCCGCACGAGGGAUACGGUAAAGCUGUCUGUGUGUGUGUGUGCGUGUGUGUGUGUGUGUGUGUGUGUAUUCCUGCAUGCUGUAACUGCUCAACGGUUGCAAUACGACGAAAACUAACAGCCUUCUACAUAGGGGUAGGAAGAUGUUUUACCUAAGGGGGGCAAACAAUAUGUUAUACCAAUAUCACUGAGACACAAUUUAAAAUUCUCCAAAAUAUCUUUGUCUUCUAGAAUUAACAGAAAUAAAAUCCUUCGCUAUAGCUAAUAAAUCUAUCCUGUCUGUCCUAUGUUUGUGUACAUAAAGCAAAAAAAGAUUGUUAAGUCUACAUUCAGUCAUUGUGCUCCUCAAGAAUGUUUUGAGCCUUCGCAGUGCUGAAAACGAUCUUUCGGCUGAAGCUGUUGUUACAGGGAAGGUAAAGUACAAUGAGAGUAGCAUAAACACUUCAGACAGCAUUUUCUUGUAAAUAUGAUUGCUAUUAAUCGCUUGAGCUAUAGUCCUUAUAUUUGUCACAGUUGUUACUUGUGGAGUAGCUUGCUUAACCAUAUCAGCAACUAGUGCAAGAUGUGUACACAAACGUUUCAAAUCAAAGUCCUUCUCAAGGAAACUUUUUACGGAGGGAGGAAGGAUCUCAAUAUCAUAUGGUCUUCCAUUUGCAGCAUUCAGCAGGAGUAUUUCAAUUUCUUUUAUAAUUUUCAUAUCUUUCUGAUCAAAUCUUCUAUCGAUCUCACCUCCAGCAAGUUCUAGUACUUCAUAAUACGCACGUCUAAACCUUGACUUAGGGUCUGUGUAUUGGUGUGCAGUACUUCCAGUAUUAUACCUCUUGGGUAAUUUCCUUUGGCGAGGCAAUUUGGGCUCUUCAGUGAAAUGCUUGCUUUCCUCACAUACUGAACUAUAAAACUGAUCAAAUUUAGAUUCAGUCCGAAGAGCUUUUAGGUGGGAUGCAAGUAGACUAGCACCUGUAGUUGCUUCCUGAAUUGUUAGGUCCACUGCUUGCAAGUUAAUGGACAACUGCUCAGAAGCAGAAAAUACCAAGUAAGCAAGUUUCAGUGCAAAGUACGUGUCAAAGCAUUCCAUACGCCCAAGUAGACCGUUGGCUUUUGCUGCGUACUCAUCAUGGCCUUUCUGAAUAAUUUCCAAAGCAUCAAUCAACACCUGAUAAUUUCUCAAGAUAGAAUUUAUAGCAGUAUGACGAACAGUCCAGCGUGUGGGACAAAGCACUCUCAGUGAUGGAGUACUCCCAUCUCCUUGUAGAGCAAUAUCUUUACGGAGUGAAUCGAACAAGGAUAGCCGCUUGGGAGAAAAGCGUAUGAGCUGUACAAGAUUGUAUAUGAAAUCCAUUACAUUCCUGACCAGUUCAGAUUUGUUUGUAACAUCUUUGAGGACGAGAUUAAGAUUAUGAGCUAAGCAAUGAACAUACAAUGCCUCAGGAACUUCAGAUUUCAUUAGGGCUUGUACACCAUUUCUUAUCCCACUCAUUGUAGAAGCACCGUCGUAUGCUUGACCUCGUAUUGAACACAAAGGUAAGGUACAUCUAAUUAGAAUGUCCUUGAUAGCAGAGAAAACAGUACAGGCUUUAGUAUCAGGUAAUUGAAACAAUCCUAAUCCAUCUUCAUGAACAUUUAGAUCUUCAUCAAUCCAGCGAACAGAGAGACACAUUUGCUCUUGGUGGGAUACGUCAGUGGCUUCAUCAGCUAAGAUUGAAUAAAAACGACUCUCUUUCACAUGUGACAGUAUAUCUCUAAGUACAAACUGCCCCAUUUUGGUAAUAAUUUCAUUCACAAUCUCGGGCGAAAGAUAAUCACGCUGUUUAAGCCAUCUCAGCAUUUUUUUAUCUUCUUCAGCCCUAAGUAGAAGAAGUUGGGCUAGAUUUCCUUCAGGAUCAUCACCGUCAUGUUUUCCACGAAGAGGCAAUCCUUGUCUUACAAGGAACUUAAUGGUAGAGAGUAGUUUCAUAAGCAUUGUUCUAUGAUAAAGUUGAUCAGUUGCAAGCUGUGUGCUCAGCAGAGUGUCUACCCUCACACCUGUAGAUCUCUUCAGCACAACUUCUUUAUGCAUGUUACUAUCUUCGUGAGCACGAAACCUGUCUAUGGCUUUCUUAAAAUUGUUGAAACCAUCUUCCACGAAUGCUGGCUGAUACUUCCUUGUAGGAGUCACACUCAGCAAAUUGUUUGCCUUAGCAGCUCUGCACAAAUAGCAAAAUAUUUUCCUAUUUUCUGAACACACAGUUAUCCAUGGGUAGAGCUCAUACCAUCUCGUCAAAAUAGGUCUCUCAUCCUUCACAGCUGGUAGCUGAGGUUGAAAAGGAAUGUUAAUGUCUUUACACCCCUGGCAAUUGCAAGCAGCUUGGGUACUCGAAGCUUCAGACUCUAUGGGUAUAAAACAUUCUCAUUAAAUCAUGUCACUACAUAGCUGUAAGGCUAGAGAGCAUUGUCAAUUUGAGCAAGCUGUUUAAGCUAGAUAGCUACAUUUAAGCUUAUACUGGGGCUAUAAUUCACUUACCUGCUUGAUCCAAAGAAGCACUGGUAGUACUACUGUCAGACAGACUUGAAAAAGUAAUCUUGGCCUGAUACAUUGUUAUUUUUGCCACAUGCUCACAAUAUUUUUUCAAUUAGAGAGCAGUGCUGGCUAAGGGGGGCGAAAAAGCAAAAUAUUUGGCUGAGGGGGGCAACUGCCCCCCUUGCCCCCCUGGUUCCUACGCCUAUGUUCUAGCCACAUUCUCUUGGAUUUUGAUUCGUAGAUUAGCAAACUAUGGCUAUAGUUUGGCUCACAUUGACGGCUGUUGAAGUCCCUUCAAAAUCUUUCAUAGCAUCAUCUGUUCGCACAAACUUUCUAUUCAACACAUGAAUUAGCCUUGCACUAGAGCGCUAGCUUUUCGUUAGCUACUAGAGUCAGAAAAGAUCUGUUAAAACAGCUAGCUAUAGUAGCCAUUGUGAACUUGAUCUCUUUGGACACACCCUUUAAUUAUUCUUGUGGAUGCAAUGCGCAUGCGCGCUCAUUCCCACAUGUUGGCAGAAUCAGAGAUUGAAGAGAAGGUGAUAUGAAACUAGAUCAUGUGAGCUUAUGUGCUCAAUGUAAAACAGAGUAAAAAGUUUAGGCACUCCGCGUUGCUAUAAAAAUGGCGGUUUAAUUUGUAAAUAAAACAAAACAGGCCCAUGGGAAGCUGGAUGACUCACUUGAAGAAUUAUGAUCAUAUAAUUGACUAGCCACAGAUUGUUUUAAAAUAUAUUUGGUGGCAAUAAAAUCCAGAACGCCAGAUUCCCUGGUUUAUUGGCUAUACUAGCCUUUGUGGGACUGUAGCAGAAAGCAAGUUGGUUUUCAUAAGAUGGUUUAGUGAUGAGUUUUAAUGUUAGCUAUGUAUUCUAUGUACUGGUGCCUGUCUCAAAGGCUAGAUCGCUCUGAUGCUGAAAGUAUAAUCGAUUUUUAUUGCAAAAUUUUGCUCCAGGACAAGUACAAGAGGUCAAAAAAGUUGAAGUGAUCGAACAAGCUGUCUCUUGGCUUUCAGCUGAGGAGCUUUUGCACUUCCCAAAGGUCUACUCUUACAUUUAAUAUAUCAACUUUGUUCUAUAUGUAGCAGCAAGUCCAGAGAUACAGUCCCACAAAGUAUUUUACAUGAUUUUACAUAGAAAUUGCAAUAAAGACAAUGUGCCACGCCCAUUUUGGGCAACACGGAUUGUAUAUACACGUCAUCAAGUUUCAUAUCCCUCUCUCUUCAAUCUCUGGCAGAAUCAACUUACUUCUUUUUCUUGAGGUCCUGGUAUACCGGUAAUGAUAACAUAAUUAUAGACUAGAUAACAAUAGAUUCAUGCACACAAGUCUUUUCUUCUCAGUAUUAAUAUAGAUCAGUGUUCGCCCAGGAUGAGUUGAGUGGUGGUUAGACCACAAUAGGGGGUCCAGGAAAUUGAGUAUUUAUUUACGCUAUACAUUAAAUUUCAGCAAUUCGAUCUAGAGACAAAUUACACCAGAACAUUUAUUGAUGUUUAGCAAGUAUUUAUAAUAAUUAUAUAAAUUGAAUUAGAUUGUUAGUCUCUUCUCUUCUUUUUUGAAGCCCAAAGCCAGUCAUUUGCAAAGUUGUAGCCUACUUUCCUUCUCUCCCACUUGCUGUGGAGUGGCUUGACUCAUAAGCAUCAAAACCGGCAUGCAAUUCCUGGUUGAACUGCAUCAUCAUCACUAUAUAUAUACAGUAGCUGCUAGCACUAGCACUGGAAUCAGUUUCUUGGCAUCUCCUCUUAGAAGUAUAGGACUAUAUACUGUCUAUCUCUAAGUCUUUGGAUGUAGCAUGCACUAGUCUAAAAGAGUUUAGAAUAGUUUACUAACUUGUACUCUUGUGGCAUCAUAGAUAGAUUCUUCUAUUAAUGUCUGUUGCGCUGCUGUUAAAGUCAUAGAUAAUAUCUAUGGUGGAAUCACCUAACUACCCAGUCGAGUCGGGGAGUUUGGUGGGGUGGAGUGACGUAGGAGGUUGCAAGUCCCCCGCCCCCUAUGAAUAUGAUUAGUGGUUACAACACUAAUUAUUAUUACGGGCUAUGAAUAACAUUAACCCUUGGGCUAGGGAGAAUAAAUAGGAGGAGCCUAUUGCGAGUCCCCUCCAAGGAAGUUUAAUAGUAGUUUAUUUAUGUCCCUCAGCCCAAGGAAGUUGUAUGUAGGAGUCCCUUAAUAAAGGUGUACCUGUACCCCGUUCUGUUCACUGCCUCUGCUAAACCAUGCAAACACAUAUAAUUAUGCAAACCAGGAUUGACAAAUCAAGCAGCAAUAAUGGAUGAGUAACGGGCUAGUUUGUCCUUUGGUAUUCGGAUAUACAGUUGCUGCGGUGGUGGUUGCUCCGAUACGGAAGGAGUGUCCUGCAUAUUGUGAUGAGUCUAUUUCUACCAGAGACAAUGCCUCGCGUAUCUUCAGAAUGAACCGGGACUUUGUCAAGGGGCGACCAUCUGCGAACAGGAAUAAGAAGCCCAGUCUGUUGCCUCGAAUGGCUAAGUAUGAUAGUAGCGCCGCUACUGGGCAGAGAGAGUUGUGCGUACGCCCAAUGACGAUUGGCAUAAUAAUAGCAUAAUAUUUACAAACAUUUUAUUUUAUUUCUAUGUUAUAAUUAUAUGAUUCGUCAUGGGUACCUGUAUAUGUGUGUUAUUUAACCAAAAAGAAAAAAUUUUUUCAUUUGAAACAA